CACAUACCAGACGCUUCCACGGAUACGGAAACUUAAUAACGACAGAAAUUGAGAAGAACAUCAAAGGAGCAGUAAGGAGUCCUGUUUUGAACUGAGGACAUGGAGACACAGACGGGUGUUUGGCUCCUGGCAGCGCUGCUGUUGGCCCUGCUGAACUCUGAAGCUCUAGCAGAAGAUAAAUACUUCGCUGCUGGCGGGACACUGGAGCUGAGGCCUCAACCACCAUCAGCAGCCAUCAGAGAAAUCCUGUGGAAACACAACGGCAAUCUGGUGGCAGAGUGGGUGCAGGGAGCAGUUGAUCUGACCUACUACGGGUCGUUUAAUGGCCGCACAACCCUGGACAUAAACACUGGACGAUUGGAAAUCAACUACAUGGGAGAAGGUAACGCGGGGCUGUACGUAGUGGAAAUCAAUAACCAUGAUCAGAGUCCGAGCUAUGAUGUUAAAAUGAUCAAAGAAGUGCCCGAGCCUGAGGUAUGGAUGCGAUUACUGACAUGUGCCGCUGAUUCAGAAGAGUGCACGCUGUCCUGUGAUGGAGACACUGCAGGGGCCGAACCUGUGACCUACAGCUGGAAGGAGGGAGCCGGAGACUGGAAGGAGUCGGGAAAGAUCAUGAAAAUCACCAAGACUAACACAGGUGUUGAAACCUUCUCCUGCAAGAUGGAGAACCCGGUCAGUGAGAAAGAAAGUGAACCUGAACCCAACCCGUUCUUCCAAAAGAAAGAAUCAGACGGCGCUGGAAUUUGUGAAUUGCUCUCUGGGGCUUAUACUUUCCUUUGGAAAAUGAUCUGUUCAUGCUCAGACAGAAACAGCGAUGGUAAUUCAGCUUAAAUUCUGCAACUUAUUGCAUUUAAAACAGCUACCAUUUAACCACAAACUAAAAAUGUUGCUCCUCAGACCUCCUUCAUCCAGACAUCUUUCACUCAUCACACUGAACUGCUAAAUAUCAGGCAGCCAAAUUGAUCAUCUCAGUAACUCAUUUAGUGUUAGAGACUCAACUUAGAUCUGCUGCCCGCUUCCUAUUCUGCUUAAACAAAAUGUAUAGCUUGUGUUGUUUGUCAGGCUUUUUAGCUUGUUCUAAUCUCAGCCACUAUAGAUGCCUGAUUAGAUAGUAGCUGGUAUAUCACUGGCUGCCCUGCAAGAUAUCUUUGAAUAGUAAUGAACUGGAUCGCUGGCACUAAAAUAAAUCAGAGGACCUGAAGCAUGAGAGCAAUAUGUGAUAUAUGUAUGCAUGUUUUUAUUCUGCCUCAGCCAAUAGUUUGUUGGAUGUAAAUCGAAUGAACUUAACACUCUUUUGAGGAACUGGAUAUGUUUUAGUGACGACCUAAAGCUUUAUCACAGUGUAUGAACAUCUCAAAGGUAAAAUUCUGUCCUCAAACCAACAAAUAAAAAAGGUUCAAUCAGCUUAA
Molecule: messenger RNA, 1409 nt
Organism: Micropterus dolomieu (smallmouth bass)
Lineage: Eukaryota; Metazoa; Chordata; Actinopteri; Centrarchiformes; Centrarchidae
Exons: 2
Coding region: 100-831 (243 amino acids)
Source: RefSeq, a predicted model, not a curated record